AUGGGCCGCAGCCUCAUCGACCGCAUCCAGGCCAAGCUCGAGUUCUUCCGCCUCGAGCAGCACUACACCCGCCGCCGCCACCGCCGCUCUACCUUCGUCUCCAACGCCGUCUACGUCGACGGCGAGUACGUCUACCAGACGCCCAACAGCACCGGCUCCUCAACCGACUCGUCGUCCCUUGGCCACACCGACGCCCUCCAUGGCGAGCACGUCGGCGCCGCCAACAAGGCCGCCGCCGCCCGCGGACCUGGGAUGCCCGCCUCCCCCCUCAUCCGCGAGGACGAUCACUUCGACCUCGACAACGAGCACGUCCCGGAGCCCAUGCCCCAGCGCAAGCGCCUCAACCGCUUCAGUUCCAUGCCCUCAUUCAACGGCAGCACCUCCACCAUGCAGACAUCGGGCAGCGAGCGACGACGUAGUGCCGUCCAAUGGCUCGACAAGAAGUGGUAA
This is a messenger RNA of Cordyceps fumosorosea ARSEF 2679, 450 nucleotides long. RefSeq lists its product as hypothetical. Lineage: Eukaryota; Fungi; Ascomycota; Sordariomycetes; Hypocreales; Cordycipitaceae. The transcript has a single exon. The coding region runs from base 1 to 450 and encodes 149 amino acids. The record is from RefSeq and is a predicted model, not a curated record.